Theobroma umbraticum is the source of this 845-nucleotide messenger RNA. It is a transcript of the gene SSN2, whose product is annotated as zinc finger SWIM domain protein. The record is from RefSeq and is a predicted model, not a curated record. Gene Ontology annotation, biological process: double-strand break repair via homologous recombination. NCBI's taxonomy places the organism in Eukaryota, Viridiplantae, Streptophyta, Magnoliopsida, Malvales, Malvaceae. Gene Ontology annotation, cellular component: Shu complex. Gene Ontology annotation, molecular function: zinc ion binding.
CACAAAUUUUACAUUUAUGUGAGAAAAAAGAAGAAACAAAGAAAUCUGUUUCGGUGUGUUUCGCUCGGACAGUAACCGAAACCUGCCCUUUGAUAGUUUUACUUGCAUUGGAAGAGGGAACUGCUCGACUUCUACUGCUCUGGAAGCAGCAAUUUGUUCAGAUUUUCGUCAUGGAAGCGGUAAGAAACUUCCAAACUACUAAUUUGGCUGGAGGAUCGCAAUAGACCUUUUCAAAAUCUGUGCUUUUGCAAUCCGAAGAAAAGGAUGACUGCAAGCCAUUUGGUCGCUGAAUCAGUGUGGAAAACUAUCGAGUCAACUCAUCGUGUGAGUGAGGAGCAGCUGUCAAUCUUGCAUUUCUUGUUUGGUAAAAACUUGGAGAGAGCAACUAGGAUAGUGGACCAAAGGGGUGUCAAGAAGAUCUCUGGUGAGCCCAGCGGUCGUUCUAUCUUUCAGGUUGUGGGAGAAUCUAGGAGGAAGGAGGAGUAUUUCUGUUUUCCUGAACACUAUUGUGCUUGUUAUUCAUUCUUUUAUGAUAUAGCUAACAGAGGAGAACAACUUUGUUGUAAGCAUCAAUUAGCUGCAAGACUUGCUGGAUCAUUGGGAGCUUGUGUUGAAGUUAAAGUGUCUGAUGAACAGCUAGCAUUAUUGCUUUCAGAACUCUAGAUCUUUGUAAUGAACUAACUCUUUAUUUUUUAGAUAAAGAGGUAAUGCUGGAGAAAUUAGCAUGUAUGGGAUUUUUGUUUUAUAAUCAGAGGAAUAGCCAGGUAAAACAUCUAGGAAAUGUAUCCAGCACGCUACUUGUUUUGUCUAUUGAACAACAUCAUUCUCAAGUUCUUGGCUGUUUA